Scomber japonicus (chub mackerel) is the source of this 573-nucleotide messenger RNA. RefSeq names its product apolipoprotein D-like. The transcript is spliced from 4 exons. Gene Ontology annotation, biological process: tissue regeneration; brain development; lipid transport. Bases 4 to 573 code for a protein of 189 amino acids. NCBI's taxonomy places the organism in Eukaryota, Metazoa, Chordata, Actinopteri, Scombriformes, Scombridae. The record is from RefSeq and is a predicted model, not a curated record. Gene Ontology annotation, molecular function: lipid binding.
AAGAUGAAUGCCAUCCAGGUGAUUUCCCUGACCCUGCUGUCAGUUCUGGCUGCAAAUGCUCAGGUCAUCAUGCCAGGAAGAUGCCCCAAGCCUGCUGUUCAGGAGAACUUUGAUGCUGCAAGGUAUCUUGGCACCUGGUAUGAUAUCCAGAGACUGCCACACACCUUCCAGAGGGGUGAGUGCAGCACUGCCACCUACAGCCUGUUGAGCCCUGGAGUUGUUGGUGUCCUCAACAAAGAGCUGCUUGCUGAUGGCACCACCAACUCCAUCAGUGGCUCUGCAAGGGCUAAAGACCCCUCUGAGCCUGCCAAGCUGCUGGUCUCCUUCUUUGAGAACUCUCCCCCUGCCCCUUACUGGGUUCUGUCCACUGACUACGACAGCUACUCUCUGGUCUACAGCUGCACCGACCUCGGUGUGCUCCAUGUGGAGUUCGCCUGGAUCAUGAGCAGGGAGCCCACUCUUCCUGAGGAGACCCUUGAGGAGCUGACGAGCACCCUGUCCUCCAUCGGAGUCAGAGUGGACAAGUUGAUCACCACCAACCAGGACACAGAUUAUUGCAGCACCAUGAACUAG